CAAUGCCACAGGCUCGACCUGCCGAGAGAAGUGGACUAUCAACCUCGGAAAGAGCUAGCAAGUUGGCCCCCUGUUGUCCCUUCGUGGCUGUCGGAUUGAAGACGGAGUGCCUUUGGAUUCACCAGCAUUUAAAGUUGGCAUGGCAGAAUUAAAUAAGGAGGUGGUGGAUUUGGUUUGGGGGAGACCGUCCAGUGGAGGAGUGUCUGCCUCCAUCUUCCGUAGAUGGACCCAAGGAUUUGUUUUUAGUGAGAAUGAGCACACAGCACUGGAGCAGUUUGAAGGAGGGCCAUGUGCUGUCAUUGCACCUGUCCAGGCUUUCCUCUUAAAGAACAUUCUCUUCAACAGAGAAAGUUCCAACUGGAGACAGAUGUCCGAGGAGGACCAGAAAACAGCACUGUCUUCCACGCUGAGUGAAAUCCUGGAAUCUGCCUGCUCCAGCCCCUCCACAGGGUUCUGCCUGGUGACCUGGGCCAAGGGACAGAGCCCACAUACUAGCACACAUACUCACACGCAGACACAGUCACAGUCGCAAACACAGGACAUGCCAGAGCCAGAAAGCAGCCAGCCGCCACAGGAACAGCAAACCACUGCUUUGGCUGCUGAGGACCUUGGCUUUGAGCGAUUUCACAGUGUUCUCCAUAAGCGGACUGUAAUGUCAGUGUCUGGUCUCAGAGAGGAGGUGCUGUCUCUUUACCACACCUGGAGGGGGUGCUGUGGAGUCUUGCUUUUCCUGUACUCUGUCAUCCUCACCAAGGGCAUAGAAAAUAUAAGAAAUGAGAUUCAGGACACAAUGGAGCCUCUCAUAGACCCCGUCCAUGGCCAUGGCAGUCAGAGUCUGGUGAACCUCCUUGUAACUGGCCACGCUGUCUCUAAUGUCUGGGAUGGAGACAGGGAGUGCUCUGGCAUGAAAUUGCAUGGUAUUCAUAAACAGGCAUCAGUUGGCUUCCUCACGCUUAUGGAAUCACUACGCUACUGCAAGGUCGGGGCAUUCCUCAAGUCUCCAAAGUUCCCUAUUUGGAUCCUUGGCAGUGAAACUCACCUCUCUGUGUUUUUCACCAAGGAGAUGUCCCUGGUAGGUCCAGAGUCUCCAUCAGAACAGGCAAGGAGGGUCUUCCAGUCAUUUGAUCCUGAAGAUAAUGGCUUCAUCCCAGAGUCUCUGCUGGAGGACGUGAUGAAAGCCCUUGACCUUGUCUCAGAGCCCGAGUAUGUCAGUCUGGUGAAGAGUAAGCUGGAUCCAGAAAGUUUGGGCGUAAUUCUUCUGGGCCCGUUCCUCUUGGAGUUUUUUCCUGAUCAGGAUUCAGGAAUCCCAGACUCAUUUCCCAUCUACCACUACAAUGGACUUAAACAGUCUAACCACAACGAGCGGGUGGAGUAUGUGGAAGGAACGGCUUUGGUGCUAGGCUUUGAGGACCCCAUGGUUCGGACAGACGACACUCCAGUCAAGCGCUGCCUACAGACCAAGUGGCCCUACAUCGAGCUGCUGUGGAGCACCGACCACUCCCCGUCACUGAACUAGCACCAACGCGGUCUGUGUGUGUCUGCGUAUGUGGAUGGACCGCUUCUGCUCCACACACACACACACACACACACCCCCGCCUCCGGCUUGCCGCACACUGACCCUGAAAGGUCUGCAGAUUACAACAACUGACACAUACACAACGGAGACGAAUGAGAAUGAGGGGAAGAACACAAAUGCACACAAGAGACUGAGACAAACACUUUCAUGGACUAAACCUACAUGCCUGAGAUCCAUUGUCAUUCUCACUCAAACAUUCCACAAAAAUGCAAACUCACCUUUUACAGUUCAUGCUAUUGUACGUUCACCAUGGCUUGUUGAUGAUGUGAUUAUUAAAAAAAAAAAAACCUGAAUGACUGCUCUGUGCUGACACCUCUGCUACAGUUUGGCAGUAGACUUCUAGACACUGUUUAGACAGUAAACUGGUUUGGUUCAGUGUGUGUCACAAAAUCACAUUCUGAACCACACGUACAGCCAGUCGACUGUGAAACACUACUGUUAAUUCAGCUAUAGGACUGUUUGAGGGAAAACCUACCAAAGCCUUCCACAUAUGAGAACACAACACACACAGACAGAACCACACACUGUCACACCCACAGCUAAGCAUUUACAGCAUAAAGGGACCAACCCAGACACGGAGAGCUGGAGAUCUGAACAGUUUUCUUCAGUGUUUUCACCAAGAUGAUGCUGGUUAGGGUACUUUGUGUCUGUGUGUGUAUGUGUGUGUGAGUGCAUGCUUCAUGCACCACAUAAGGAUGUUGGCCAAGUGCUCGUGUAUUUAUUAUCUCACUCAAAAGUUCUGGAAUAAACACCUUUUUUUGUUCAAA
This is a messenger RNA of Micropterus salmoides (largemouth bass), 2343 nucleotides long. It is a transcript of the gene mindy3, whose product is annotated as MINDY lysine 48 deubiquitinase 3. Gene Ontology annotation, biological process: protein K48-linked deubiquitination. Gene Ontology annotation, molecular function: calcium ion binding; K48-linked deubiquitinase activity; cysteine-type deubiquitinase activity. The record is from RefSeq and is a predicted model, not a curated record. The transcript has 15 exons. The coding region runs from base 140 to 1516 and encodes 458 amino acids. NCBI's taxonomy places the organism in Eukaryota, Metazoa, Chordata, Actinopteri, Centrarchiformes, Centrarchidae.